Corapipo altera (White-ruffed manakin) is the source of this 640-nucleotide messenger RNA. Its product is annotated as homeobox protein Hox-C13-like. Gene Ontology annotation, biological process: regulation of transcription by RNA polymerase II. The annotation marks the transcript as partial. Lineage: Eukaryota; Metazoa; Chordata; Aves; Passeriformes; Pipridae. The record is from RefSeq and is a predicted model, not a curated record. Gene Ontology annotation, molecular function: DNA-binding transcription factor activity, RNA polymerase II-specific; RNA polymerase II cis-regulatory region sequence-specific DNA binding. The transcript has a single exon.
AUGACGGCGCCGCUCGGGCUCCCCCCGCGCUGGCCCGACGGCCUCGCCUGCCGCUGCGAGGACGCCCCGCGGGAGAAGAACCGCAUGGAAGGGCUGGGGCACUGCCGGGAGAUGAUGCCCCACGCGGGGCUCGCCGUGCCCACCGCCCCGCCGCCGCCGCCGCCGCCGCCGCCGCAGGGAGCCGCGUACGCGGAGCUGGCGGCCGCCGAACCCCCCCGGCAGUGCCCGUCGGGGGCGGCUUCCAGCGCGGCGCUGGGCUACGGUUACCCCUUCGGGGGGGGCUACUACGGCUGCAGGUUGUCCCACUCCCACGGAGUCAACUUGCAGCAGAAACCCUGCGCUUACCACCCCGGCGAGAAGUACCCCGAGGCCGGCGGGCCCCUGCCCGGCGAGGAGCUGCCGUCGAGGGCCAAGGAAUUCGCCUUUUAUCCCGGUUUUCCCGGCUCCUACCAGGCGGUCCCUGGCUAUUUGGACGUGUCGGUGGUGCCGGGGCUCGGGGGUCACCCGGAACCGAGACACGACGCUUUGCUUCCCAUGGAAGGUUACCAGCACUGGGCUCUUUCUAAUGGCUGGGAUGGGCAAGUGUACUGCUCCAAAGAGCAAUCGCAGUCCGCACACCUCUGGAAAUCACCUUUCCCAG